Molecule: messenger RNA, 7689 nt
Organism: Oncorhynchus kisutch (coho salmon)
Lineage: Eukaryota; Metazoa; Chordata; Actinopteri; Salmoniformes; Salmonidae
Product: protein unc-13 homolog B-like
Exons: 39
Coding region: 195-5006 (1603 amino acids)
Biological process (GO): synaptic vesicle priming; dense core granule priming; presynaptic dense core vesicle exocytosis
Cellular component (GO): terminal bouton; synaptic vesicle membrane; plasma membrane
Molecular function (GO): diacylglycerol binding; syntaxin-1 binding; calcium ion binding
Source: RefSeq, a predicted model, not a curated record
UUUUCAUGGCGUGCCUUUGGCAGGCACCUAUUGCUCACUGCCGAACAUUUAUGUUUCCAUUUCCAGCAUCUCAAGCCCACCUCUAACUCUGGAAAUUCUGCGAAGAAUUUAAAAAGUGAUUGGAGGCAUUGUUUGUAAUGUUGCCGUGCCGAGCGCAUUUUUGAACUAGAGGAAUUGUCAGAGAAACUUUUGCCAUGUCUCUACUUUGUGUAAGAGUAAAGAAAGCCAAACUCCAAGGAUCUCCAGGUAAGUUCAAUAGCUAUGUGACGCUGAAGGUGCAGAAUGUCAAGAGCACCUCCAUUACCGUGCGAGGGGACCAGCCAUGCUGGGAGCAGGACUUCAUGUUUGAGAUCAACUGUUUGGACCUGGGCCUCAUUGUGGAGGUGUGGAACAAAGGCCUUAUCUGGGACACCAUGCUGGGGACUGCCUGGAUCCCCCUUAAGAGCAUCCGCCAGUCAGAGGAGGAGGGCUCAGGGGACUGGACCUUCCUGGAUGCUGAGGUUUUGAUGAAGGCUGAUGAGAUCUACGGCACCAAGAACCCAACACACCACCAGGUUCUUCUGGACUCCCACUUUGAGCUGCCCUUUGACAUCCCAGAUGACGAGGCGCAGUACUGGACCGGCAAGCUGGAUCGCAUCAACACUAUGAGGAUCUAUGAUGAGGAUGAGGUCCAGAGACGCCUCAUGCCUCCCGCUGCCUCCCAAUGCUCCCUGGAUGACCAUGACAGUGCAGUGGACGACCGGGACAGUGACUACCGCAGUGAGACCAGCAACAGCUUACCCCCGCGCUACCAUACUACGGCCCAGCCCAACUCCUCCAUGCACCAGUACCCCAUGGGCCCCCAGCUCCAGAACCACCUGGACUCCUGCACAGACUCCAUGCACAGCUUUGACAUGGACUACAGAGACCACCGCGGGAGCAGUCCGGUAGAAAGUAGUCGCUUUGGGUCCUCUGGGAACCUGAGCCAGACCAGCUCCCAGAUUAGUGAGACAGGCCAGGAGAGUGCUCCAGGCUCAGGGCUGGAAGAGCCCUUACACUCCUAUCACAGUACCGGCUUCCACCCCUCCAUCAAUGUCCAGCAACCUACCAAUGGACACAUCCCCAGCAAUGUUUUGGGGAAGAAGUUGGGCAGACACUGCCUGGAUGUGGGGAAAAGCUUAAAUGGCUCGUUGAAGAAAUUAGACCACUCAGUAGAGAAAAGAUCCAACAAACAUUUGCAAAGAAUACACUGGUUGAAGGCCAUCAACAAAGUCCGGGAUCAGCUUCAGGAGGGACAAGAUGAUGAACCCAACUCCAGACAAGCUUGGAUCAAGCCAGGCGGUGGAAGUGGUUUGUUUGGGAUUGACAGCAUGCCAGACCUUCGUAAGAGGAAGCCUAUACCCCUGGUCAGCGAUGUGUCACUUGUCCAGGCCAGGAAGGCUGGAAUCACCUCUUCCAUGGCCGCACGCUCCUCCGUCAAAGAUGAGGAGCUGAAGAACCACGUUUAUAAGAAGACCUUACAGGCUCUGAUUUACCCCAUCUCCUGCACCACGCCCCAUAACUUUGAGGUGUGGACGGCCACGACACCCACCUACUGCUAUGAGUGUGAGGGGCUGCUGUGGGGCAUUGCCCGCCAGGGCAUGAGGUGCUCUGAGUGCGGGGUCAAGUGUCACGAGAAGUGCCAGGAGCUACUGAAUGCUGACUGCCUGCAACGUGCUGCGGAGAAGAGUUCAAAGCAUGGGGCUGAGGAUCGUACCCAGAACAUCAUCAUGGCCAUGAAGGACCGCAUGAAGAUCAGGGAGAGGAACAAGCCGGAGAUCUUUGACGUGAUCCGGGAUGUGUUUGUCGUCAGCAAGGCGAUCCACGCUCAGCAGAUGAAGACCAUCAAACAGAGUGUACUGGACGGAACCUCCAAGUGGUCGGCCAAGAUCACCAUCACAGUGCUGUGUGCCCAGGGACUGCAGGCCAAAGAUAAGACGGGUUCCAGCGACCCCUAUGUCACGGUCCAGGUGGGUAAGACCAAGAAGAGGACCAAGACCAUCUACGGUAACCUCAACCCUGUCUGGGAGGAGAACUUCCACUUCGAGUGUCAUAACUCGUCGGACCGUAUCAAGGUGCGUGUGUGGGACGAGGAUGAUGACAUCAAGUCCCGGGUGAAACAGCGUCUGAAGAGAGAGUCAGAUGACUUCCUGGGUCAGAGCAUCAUCGAGGUCCGCACGCUCAGCGGAGAGAUGGACGUCUGGUACAACCUGGAGAAGAGGACGGACAAGUCAGCCGUGUCUGGGGCCAUCCGUCUCCAGAUCAGCGUGGAGAUCAAGGGAGAGGAGAAAGUAGCUCCCUACCACGUCCAAUACACCUGUCUACACGAGAACCUGUUCCACCACUCAACAGACAUUCUGGGCCAGGGGAUAGUAAGGAUCCCCGAUGCUAAAGGAGACGAUGCCUGGAAGGUGUACUUUGACGAGGUGUCACAGGAGAUAGUGGAUGAGUUCGCCAUGCGCUACGGGAUCGAGUCCAUCUACCAGGCCAUGACAUGCCUGUUAACCGGGUCCAUCAUUCACAUAAAGCACACUCAGGUGGCCAUCCCUCAGCUAGAAUGGGGCAGGGGCUUGAUGGGAGAAAUGAAACAGCCGUCCCGCAUAGGGAGGAUUCAUUCGGUAAACUUUGCCUGCCUCUCCUCUAAGUACAUGUGUCCUGGUGUUCCCGCUGUGAUGAGCACCCUGCUCGCCAACAUCAAUGCCUUCUACGCCCACACUACCGCUUCCACCAACGUCUCCGCCUCUGACCGCUUUUCCGCCUCCAACUUUGGAAAAGAGCGCUUUGUCAAGCUCUUGGAUCAACUCCACAACUCCUUACGCAUUGACCUCUCCACAUACAGGAACAACUUUCCUGCGAGCAGUAAGGACCGUCUCCAAGACCUCAAGUCCACUGUAGACCUCCUGACUAGCAUAACCUUCUUCAGGAUGAAGGUCCAGGAACUGCAGAGUCCCCCCAGAGCCAGUCAGGUGGUGAGGGACUGUGUCAAGGCCUGUCUCAACUCCACCUAUGACUACAUCUUCAACAACUGCCAGGAGCUGUACAGCCGCCAGUACCAGCUGCUGGACACACACAAAGAGGAUCUUCCCCUGGAGGAGCAGGGCCCCAGCAUCAAGAACCUGGACUUCUGGCCCAAACUGAUCACCCUCAUCGUCUCCAUCGUAGAGGAGGACAGGAACUCCUACACACCCGUCCUCAGCCAGUUCCCUCAGGAGCUGAAUGUGGGGAAGGUGUGUGCUGAGGUCAUGUGGAUGCUGUUCUCCCAGGACAUGAAGUAUGCCAUGGAGGAGCAUGAGAAACACCGGCUGUGUAAGAGUGCUGACUACAUGAACCUGCACUUCAAGGUCAAGUGGCUGUACAACGAGUAUGUGAAAGACCUGCCAAACUUCAAUAGCGUUGUCCCCGACUACCCAUCGUGGUUCUUACAGUUUGUGCUGCAGUGGCUGGAUGAGAAUGAGUACGUUUCCAUGGAGUUCAUGCACGGAGCUCUGGAGAGAGACAAGAAAGAUGGAUUCCAGCAGACAUCUGAGCAUGCUCUUUUCUCCUGCUCGGUGGUGGACGUCUUCACCCAGCUCAACCAGAGCUUUGAGAUCAUCAAGAAACUGGACUGUCCUGACCCGAAGGUCAUGGCUCACUACAGCCGACGAUUCGCCAAGACUAUUGCCAAAGUUCUUCUGCAGUACAGUGCCAUUCUGACCAAGAGCUUCCCCUCCUACUCUGACAAAGAGAAGAUUACGUGUGUACUGAUGAAUAAUGUGCAGCAGUUGCGGAUCCAGCUGGAGAAGAUGUUUGAGUCCAUGGGUGCCAAACGGCUGGACACAGACGCUAGUGACCUCCUGAAUGAGCUUCAGGUCAAGCUGAACAAUGUGCUGGAUGAGCUGAGUACCACAUUUGGAAACAGUUUCCAGGUCCAUAUUGAUGACUGUAUGAGACAGAUGGCCUCUCUGCUCUAUCAGAUCAAGGGCCCAGUCAACGCCAACACCCACAACGUGGUGGAGGCCGACUCCGACAACAUGCUGCGGCCACUCAUGGACUUCUUGGAUUCAAAGUUGACGCUGUUUGCCUCGGCGUGUGAGAAGACUGUUCUGAAGCGGGUUCUGAAGGAGCUGUGGAGGAUUGUGAUGAGCAGCCUGGAGAAGACCAUUGUCCUUCCGCAAGGAAAUGGCACCUUUGGGGCUCAGAUCCUGUCUGCAGCCAAGGAACUGGGACAGCUCUCCAAGCUCAAGGAUCACAUGGCAGGAGAGGCCAAAAGCCUGACACCUAAACAGUGUGCUGUCAUCGAUAUAGCACUGGACACAAUCAAGCAAUACUUCCAUGCUGGAGGAAACGGUCUGAAGAAGGCUUUCCUGGAGAAGAGUUCUGAGUUGACCUCACUACGCCACGCUCUGUCCCUCUACACACAGACCACAGACACACUCAUCAAGACCUUCGUCACAACACAACACGCACAAGGCUCAGGAGUGGACAAGCCAGUUGGAGAGAUAUCCAUACAGAUGGACCUAUUCACCCAUCCUGGGACUGGGGAGCACAAAGUCACUGUCAAAGUGGUGGGAGGCAAUGAUCUGAAGUGGCAGACGUCUGGGAUGUUCCGGCCCUUCGUGGAGAUCACCAUGAUCGGACCCCACCUCAGUGACAAGAAGCGCAAGUUCCAAACCAAGUCCAAGAACAACAGCUGGGCGCCCAAGUUCAACGAGACCUUCCACUUUGUCCUGGGCAACGAGGAUGGCUUUGAGUGCUACGAACUUCAGAUGUGUGUGAAGGACUACUGCUUUGGUCGUGCUGACCGGGUGGUGGGCAUGGCUGUGAUGCAGCUGAGGGACGUGGCAGAGAAAGGCAGCGUGGCGUGCUGGUGCCCUCUGGGCCAGAGUGUCACCAUGGAUGAGACAGGCCUCACCGCCAUGCGCAUCCUCUCCCAGCGUUCAAACGACGAGGUGGCCAAGGAGUUUGUCAAACUCAAGUCUGAGAUACGUUCUGCGGAGGAGGGCAGAUGAGGUCUCCCUAAAGGAGGGGAGGAGUGUGAAGGGCCUCUAGUAAAGACAAGUGGAGAGGGAUGGGAGAAUCUUUGUCACAGAAGGAAAGCCGCUCGACUUUGGACUAAUUAUGUUUCCUGGCUGCUACUGGCUGUUGGUUGGUUCACCAACAUACGGUCACUAUUUAUCACACUCACCUUAUGAAUCUCUCACUCACUAUAUCAUUCACACACACGGUUUCUCUUUCACUAAGUGGUUAUUACACACACUCACACAAUACUGUACUUCCUGUGGGUCUGCCAGUCUUGCACUAUGGACAUGCCAUGGGCAUUGUGUGCCAGUCACCUCCCUGCCAGCCUGUAUGUACUUCAGUACAGGGUCUCCCCCUCAUCCCACAAAUGUUUGUCAUGUGCAAUACCCCCCCAACUGUGGCUGUACGUUUGAUGCCUUACACUUUGGAAGCUGUGAAUGUGUGAAGUUUAGACUAUAACCUAUAGUACAAAAUUGUUUAUUUAUCUUCCUCAAUCUCACUUUAGUGUUCUUCAGGAUCCUUGUUAGUCUCAUCGAUGCUACUUUAAGGGUCCAAACACGGGAUGUCUUGUUAAUGUUGGUGCAUCGGUCAAGGUAGAUUCACCUGGUUUCUAUCCUUUUGACUUCUACCACAUGUCAAGUACCCUGCUCCUAAAUAUAGUGUACAAAUACAUUGGUUUCUGCUGUAGAAAAGGAAAGUGUUUUUUUUGUAUUGAAAGUGGUGCCUUGUGGUGUUUCUGAAGUGAUUUUACAUUUGAGUCAUCCACCUAUUUUCUGACUUGAGGUACUGUAAUGCCAACAGCACUCAAUGUAAAGGGGUUGUGUGUCCUGCCAGGAAUUGGGCUCUCAUUCCUGACCCAUUAAUCCCGUAAGUGUACCAUGUUGACAAUGCACUUUGAAUUAGUAUUUUCUAUAAUGCUUUUGAGUCUAAAUUCAAUCAAAUUGAUUUAUAAAGCCCUUCUUACAUCAGCUGAUGUCACAAAGUGCUGUACAGAAACCCGGCCUAAAACCCCAAACAGCAAGCAAUGCAGGUGUAGGAGCACGGUGGCUUGGAAAAACUCCCUAGAAAGGCCAGAACCUAGGAAGAAACCUAGAGAGGAACCAGGCUAUGAGGGGUGGCCAAGUCCUCUUCUGGCUGUGCUGGGUGGAGAUAAAUUGACAUCAACAUCGUCAACCCAAGGGCUGCCUUCAAUAGAGAGAGAAACUUCCAUUAAGGAUAGAUGGAGAUGUGAGCAUGUUUAAUCGCUUAUUACAGUACAUCAAAGUGCAGUGGUGUAUGGAGGGCCGUGUCUUAAACGUUCACUAGGAAAUAACCCUGGUGAAGACAUUUAAAACAUGCUUUACAAACAUUUGGCUAAUCUUGCCAACCCUCUAUGACACAGACAUUUUAUUUAUCGUUUUUUAUGUAUUUAUUCCAGAUGACGAAUGAGGUCUACUAUUGCAAACAAAGAGGGCUACUAGAUAGCAUUUGAGUAUUGUUUGCAGUGGUUGUUUUGAAUGGCUUUGUGCUGCAGUACCCUACAGAUACUAACUGGACCUAGAGGAUAUUUUGGGACCAGAGGAGUUUAAACAGUUUUUGUCUCCGUUGAAGAAAAACAAUUAUUUUCCAGCUUUGUUUCCUUGUAUCUCUGAGUGGCCUUGCUACUGUGAUGAUAAUAGAAGCUGUCUAUUUAAUACCUGUUUUACCCCUUGUUUUCUGUGUAUUUCUUUUGUUGAACAACAAUAGAGGAUUGGUCAAUUUGCCUGAAAUCAACUGUAUUUAAUAAUUUUGAAGGAUUUAUAUUGGUUUAAUAUUUGUUGAGUUGUAGUUAUUCUCUUAGUCUUUUUUAAAGUUGACAUUGAAAAUGUGUGUAAACCUUUUUUGGAAACAUGGAAUGAUGGUGGAGCUGUUCAGUACUGUAUCAAUUCGCUUAAAGUGUGAUGCAUGCCAGUCAACUUCCUCAUAGAAAUGAGGGGAGAAAAAAAUCACACUCAUACUGAAAAUAUUUUUGUAUUUGUCAAGUAACACUGCCAUUGUCCAUACAAUUAUAGUCUGUUUGUUGAAUAGGAAACAACUGCAAAAUCACACACUGCAGAAGUUAUAUCUGGGCUUUAUAUACAGUAUCUACUGUACCAACGUGAAGUCCUACAUCUUUUGGGCUGUUGAUUUAGGGAAAAAUGUCUACCUUUUAAGGACGGCACUGCCACUCUUAACAUGACAUGUUCCUUGUGCCAAGCUGUCCCCAAGUGUUCACUUUUUAUCAUUUCAUUCUGUUUUUAAUACAUCGUUUUUUUAACUUGUGAACUUUUGCACUACUAUUAAAUCACCACAAUAGUUAGCACGUAUAGUAUAUCAGUCAAAGUACUAUUGUGCAGUUUUAUUUCUAUUAUUGCUACUGGAUAACAUAUGGUAUUGAUCAUUUACAAUGUGUACAUUCCAAUUUAUGAAUUUUGUAUAAAGUAUUUAAGAAAUAUCUGUUGAUGUGUCUGGCGAAUUUAGUGUGUUUUCCUUUACAAAAAAACCUGAUUCUCAUCUCCAGAUGUGAUAGUUAUUCAUGAAUUUUUACAUGACUUGUUUUUUUCCUGCUGUUUUUUGCCAGUAAUAUUUUGUUUGAUAAUCAGCAUUAAUUCAUAUUGCAGCUAUGUUAUUUGUAAGAGGUAAAAUACAAACCAUUGCAUAAAACUAAAGAAUGUU